Messenger RNA from Acaulospora morrowiae, 633 nucleotides. The record is from the annotation of a GenBank genome assembly. Lineage: Eukaryota; Fungi; Glomeromycota; Glomeromycetes; Diversisporales; Acaulosporaceae.
AUGUCAUCUUCGCAAGGAUCCUCUAACAAGCUCGACGAUAAACGUUUGUAUAUUGGAAACUUGGAUAUAACCGUUGACGAGUACGCCGUAGUAAAGUUAUUUGAACCUUUCGGGAAAAUAACCCACCUCGAUUAUCUUUUUCAUAAAAGCGGACCGAAACGCGGACAACCGAGGGGCUACUGCUUUUUGGAGUAUAGCAAAAAAGAGGAGGCUCUGAAAGCCAUGACAGUGAUGCAUUCCAAAGUCAUCAAAAACCGGUCCAUGAUAGUGACAUUUGCCUAUGCUGCACCUGAUAAUUUCGAUAGUAAAAACUUGAAUAAUUCGAGGAAACGAUCAUUUUCGUCAAUGGCGACAAAUAGGCCAACCACCAUAUCCUUAUUGAAAGCUCACAAAAUGGUCAACGCUAGCACUGAUGCAAAAAUACAAGCAUUAGAGCGAAAACUAGCGCAAAUGAAACAAAGUUCAUCAUCACCUGAUUCUCGAUCUGUAAACUCUUCAUCUCUCCCACCACCUCCUCAUCAAACUUCACUCACACCGAAAAUAACGGAAAAAACGAAUUCGCCAUCUAAGAGUGCGGUCAAGCAUGAUAGACAGAGAUUUAAACCAUAUGAAACUUCUAGAAUCAGGAAAUGA